AUGGUCAGCGGCCCUGCAUCGCGGAGCGCAGCUCCCGGCUCAAUUAUGACUUGGACGGCUUCUACGCCUCGAGAGUUGGGCGGGCGCGCUGCCUUGGAAUCAAGGAUCAUACUGCGUUCAGCUCCUUGCGACCAAGCAAGGCAGAGCCGCCCGCUGGCGGUAUUUUACUUACUUUACAGAUCUCUGCAGAACUUGUUGGACUGCUUGCAACUGGAGGAGCGGUUGGCAGCUGCGCGGGUAGCGCGCGCCCGAGUUGGUGGCCUGCGCGCUGCCGAGAGUCGCGAGAAACGUUGCUCGCUGCUCCGCUCGGGCAACCUGCGUGGCUGGGCGCGCAGCGUGCGGCCGCCAAGCCAGUUCUCUACAGGCUAUGUGCCAGACCAGGUCGAGGGAAACUCGCUGGGCGUGCUGGCCUGGUCCUUGGUUUACCUUUUGUUGAUUGGUUCUUCUUCACGAGACCUGCGAUGA
This is a messenger RNA of Effrenium voratum, 465 nucleotides long. The record is from the annotation of a GenBank genome assembly. Lineage: Eukaryota; Dinophyceae; Suessiales; Symbiodiniaceae.